This is a messenger RNA of Prorocentrum cordatum, 321 nucleotides long. NCBI's taxonomy places the organism in Eukaryota, Dinophyceae, Prorocentrales, Prorocentraceae. The record is from the annotation of a GenBank genome assembly.
AUGAGACAGCGGCGAUGGCAGCGCCUUUCGGCGGCGAGCGAGGGGGGCGGCGAGCAGGAGAAGACCAUGCCAAAAGGCGGCGGGGCCUCUCAGGAGCCCUCUGGCCUUCUGAGGAGUGUCUCCAGGGAAGGCUUACACCACUCCUCAGAAGGCGGGCGGACUUCCGAGCCUUCUGAGAAGGCCCGCCUCCUCCCACUUCACCCCCAGGCUGGCCGCAAAGCCGUGCCCCUCGGCAGGGUUCCUCGCCAGCCUCCUCUGGGCCACGCGCCAACUGCAGUCUGGGCACUUCGUGCCGCCAGCCCGCGUUCUGGCAGCCGGUAG